AUGGAGACGGAGGUGGUGAAUCCAGAGGUGGGAGCAGGUGCGGCGAUGGAGGCGGAGGUGGCAACUAUGGAUCCAGAGGUGGGGUCAAGGGGUGGCAAUGGAGGCGGAGGUGGCGGCUGUGGAUCCAGAGGUGGGGGCAUGGGCGGCAAUGGAGGGCAGGUGGCGUUGGUAGAUCCACAGGUUAGGGCAGGGGCGACAGUAGAGGCGGAGGUGGCGAUGGGGGAUCCAGGGGUGGGGGGUAGGGGCGUCAAUGGAGGCGGAGGUGACGGCUGUGGAUCCAGAGAGGUGGGGGCAGGUGCGGCAAUGGAGGUGGAGGUGGAGGUGGUGGAUCCAGAGGUUAGGGCAGGGGCAAGUUUGGAGGCGGAGGUGGCGGUGGUGGAUCCAGAGGUGGGGCCAAGAGCGACAAUGGAGGCGGAGGUGGCGGCUGUGGAUCUAGAGGUGGGGGAGGGGCGGCAAUGUAGCGGAGGUGGCGGUGGUGGAUACAGAGGUUAG
Mya arenaria is the source of this 492-nucleotide messenger RNA. RefSeq lists its product as uncharacterized. NCBI's taxonomy places the organism in Eukaryota, Metazoa, Mollusca, Bivalvia, Myida, Myidae. The record is from RefSeq and is a predicted model, not a curated record. Bases 1 to 492 code for a protein of 163 amino acids. The transcript has 2 exons.